AUGAGACUCUUUCUUAGUGCGCUUUUUCGUCUUCCGCCGCUUCCAAAAAUAGCAUACAGAGGUGUUAAAUUAAACUUGAACAAACGUUACGUCGAAGGAAAAACAAUCGUCUGGUGGGGUUUCUCAUCUUGUACAACGGCUGUUAGUAUUCUAAAAUCGGAAGAAUUUUUGGGAACGACAGGUGACACAACAAUGUUUACCUUACAAUGCCAAUCAGCUAGAGAUAUUCGCAAACAUUCUUAUUUUCCAGCUAAAGACGAAGUGCUUCUAAUUGCUGAUGCUCAAUUCAAAGUAAUGGGUUGUCUUGAUCAAGGAAAUCUUCACAUUGUCCAAUUGGAAGAAACUUGUCCACCAUUUCCACUUUUACAACCGGUACCAGUUUUUAUUUCACAACCCACCAAUCCAACUCCCUCAGGAAAAACAGGUGUGGGUAAGUCGAUGUUGAUUAAUGCAUUAGCUAAUUAUUUGGUCAAUGAUACACUUGAGCAAACAAUCAAUGAUAGCAUGCAAGUCCUUACUCCAUUUUGUUUUUCUUAUUGUACUGAUGACACAUUUGAGGAGAGAAUAAUUGCUAUGGGCAAAUCAGAUGAAUAUGAGAAUGUUAAUGAUAUUGGUCAAACUUGGACUGAAAAAUGUCGCAGUUUUGUCUUUUCAAUUGGUGAUCAGCUUCUAAGAUUGAUUGACACCCCACCUCUAGGUGAUACUCGAGGUUUCGCACAAGAUAUUGAAAAUUUUCGUGAGAUUUUAACCUAUCUAUUCCAGUAUGAAUAUUUGAAUGGAAUAUGUAUUCUUUUAAAACUAAAUCGAGAAAGACUAGACAUUUAUUUUCAAUAUAGUGUCAAAGAACUUCUUCGGCAUUUACCUAGAAGUGCAAAGGAAAAUAUAAUAUUUGUUUACACAAAUGCUAGGUCAGUAUUUUUUAGCCGAGGUGCUACAGAUAAGCCACUCAGUCGCAUUUUUGACCAGCUAGGGGUGGAACAUGCUGUUCAAAUACCUUUCACAGAAGAAAAUACAUUUUUAUUAGAUAAUGAAGCAUUCCGUUGUUUGGCAUUAUACAAAAAUGGCAUUCGGUUAAGUCAAGAAGAACAACAAAAGCAAAUUAAAAGUUGGAAUCAUUCCGUUCAAGAAUGUGCUCGCCUUCUUGCUUACAUCACUACUCGUCCAUCUUACAUCGUUCGUAAUAUGAUUUCUCUUUACGAAGUUCAACAAAUCCUUCGAAUACUCACGACACAAGCACGUAAGCUAUUGUCUUUGAGUCAAAUUUAUACACACAUAACCAAUACACAAGAUGAGCAAACGAAAGUUCAAAACGUCUAUAGAAAACUUUGUAAAUUUCUUCAAGUCAAUGCUAUUCUUCCAUUGGAUGAGGAUCUUCUCAAAUAUAUUCAAGACGUGAUUCGUAAAAAAGAAAGCAAAAAGAAUUCCGGCGCUCAAAACGAUGAUACCAUUCAUCAUUUGGAAAAACUGAAAUCAAAUUAUGCAAAUGAAAUAGAACUUAAAAGAACAAUGGAAGAUGAGAAAAGAUCCUCAAAUAAAACUGAUUUAAUACAACCCAAAGACAUCUUUCCUAUAGUUACUACUCUAUAUAACUUACCGUUCAGUGGUCCAGAAAUUCGCAAACAAAUUGAAGAAUUGAAAAUUAAUCAAAAAAUGACAGAAAAACAAGAAAUCUUUGUUGAAUUACUAAAAAAAGUUGCAUCGUCCAAACUCAUGCUUCAACUCAAGAAGAUACUGUCUGAAGCACACAAACAUGCGUAA
Molecule: messenger RNA, 1758 nt
Organism: Rotaria sp. Silwood2
Lineage: Eukaryota; Metazoa; Rotifera; Eurotatoria; Philodinida; Philodinidae
Source: the annotation of a GenBank genome assembly